UUGGCUGAUUGCCGAUCAAAUCGGGUAUCUGCAGCUUAUUAAUGACAAAGCCAAGCUGCAAAGUUUUCUAAUCCAGAAUGCUUCAACAUGUUAGUGUGCACACUUAAGUUGAUUUUGUCAUUUGCCUAUUGAGUUCGAUGAAGGAUGCUGAGGAUCUGUUAGCUAAUGUAGAGCAAGGACAAUCAAUCCCUCGCCUAGAUUCCCUUCUUCCAGUCAUGAAGGCACUAAUUGCUGAUUCUUUUUUGAAACAUUCUGUUGAGGGUGUCAGAGUUUCUGUAGCAUAUUGCCUCAGUGAGCUUAUGAGGAUAAGUGCGCCUGAAGAACCAUACAAUGAUGACCAGAUGAAGGUGAUUUUUGAGUUAAUUGUGGAGUCAUUUUCGAAGUUAUCUCAGGCAUCCCCGCAAUAUUAUGAGAAGGCCCUCUCCAUACUUGAGACUGUUGCAUGGGUCAAAGCAUGCCUUCUUAUGCUUGACCUUAAAUGAGACACACUAGUAGUCCAGAUGUUUCAAAAUUUCUGGGCAAUCAUUAGGUAAAAGGCUCACCCGAUACAUUUAUUAUUUAUCUUAUAUUCUUCUUUGAGUAUGAGAUUUAGACUUGUUUUGAAAGACUGAAAGCUCUUCUAUUGAUGAAAAUAGAGGGGAACUUUUCGUAAUUGAUCCAUAUUCGAGAGGAUAAUAUUGCUAUUUUUGAGUCCUUCAA
Molecule: messenger RNA, 699 nt
Organism: Rhodamnia argentea
Lineage: Eukaryota; Viridiplantae; Streptophyta; Magnoliopsida; Myrtales; Myrtaceae
Product: sister chromatid cohesion protein PDS5 homolog D-like
Exons: 3
Coding region: 138-482 (114 amino acids)
Biological process (GO): DNA repair; mitotic sister chromatid cohesion
Cellular component (GO): nucleus; chromatin
Source: RefSeq, a predicted model, not a curated record